Molecule: messenger RNA, 1746 nt
Organism: Laccaria bicolor S238N-H82
Lineage: Eukaryota; Fungi; Basidiomycota; Agaricomycetes; Agaricales; Hydnangiaceae
Exons: 11
Coding region: 1-1746 (581 amino acids)
Source: RefSeq, a predicted model, not a curated record
AUGUCUCAACAUGGGCUUCUACGCGUCAUGGAUGGCACUGUCAUAUAUGCUUGCGCAUUGAACUGUCCUAAGGAUCCAGUGACUGGUUUACAGAUGGCAGAAUACGAUGUAAUCAAUUCGUGGUGCUUUGCAGGAAAACGUCUCCUUAAUCCUGAAGUGGUAGAAGAGUUACAUACAGUCCAAGGCCUGAUACUGGGCAAAUCUGAGGACAUGACCAGGGAUGCGCCAACUAAAAAUGACCAAGGGGAAUAUGUAGGGGGUGCUGCCAUCGAAUGGACUGGUGUUAAAGGCGUGAAGGGUACCCGCUGCUAUUCAACUACUUGCACACACCAACAUUCUAGGUGCUUGGUUGGCCCCACGGCACAAGGGAAAGUUUUCUCUGAUAAUGAAACAUCGGAAUGGACUGAAGACCUGAAAACCAGAAAACAUUCUGUGAAGGUCCAUUCAGAUGUUGCUGUCAAAGCCUUGACAAUGUUUGCACCAAAAUCUUACAUUGAAGCAGUAACCCUUAAUGCAGAAGUCAUGAAAAUGCCCAGAGUGGGGUCUGACGAAAACGUAAUUACCCCAGCGCAGCAGGUGAAUCUUGUGCCAGCCGUAAGAUUUGAAUCAUGCGAAGAGGAUGGAUUGGUAGGCAUGGGAGACUUCGGGAAAAUCGAUGGGCAUACAGACGAUUUUGAUACUCCAGGAUCUUUUACCUGCAUGGUGGCCAACUCUCGGCUGCCUAAAGAAUAUGAGAGUGGACAAUUCCAUCUUCUUGGCCUUGGAUGCUACUUUGUAUUAGAAUCACUUACUGUCAUGUGCUUCUCUGGGUUACGCAAACAUGGUGGCACCCCUCCAAUCGCGCCUCCAGGCGUUGAGCCUGCCCCAGAUGCAUACCACUUUAUGAAUGUAUGCCACCCUCCUAAGGCCAUGAUAUCUGUUGCUGGUUCCUAUGUCCAACCUCUGGCAUUGCUACCAAGUAGACGACAACAAGAUGAUUUGUUGCUACUAGGACCAGAAAUCACAUCACAGAUGAACCCUCAACCUCUGCCAUUAUCAAGCCAUGCCAAUUGGGCCAAUGAUGGAAUUCUGCCUCGAGUUAUGGGAGCAAGGAUAGAUUCGACGAUAUUCCUAAGCGCCUUCUCAUUCAUUGACACUGAUGGGAAGUGCUACUCGUUAGGACCCUGGGUCAGAGCGGAGGAUGGUGUGGUCGUCGAUACGCCAUGUCAAGACAAGUCAAGUUGGGGUGGAGAUGUACCCUCAUCACCUCUAGACACAGAAGGGUCUCAAGCCGCCAAUAUAUGGAGCGAUGGGCCUGAACAACAACCAGAGGCUGAACUUCAAAAUGAUGUGGAUCACGUCAUUGCUGCACGUCAUGGGCGUUGGAACCAAUGGUUUGAUCACCUUGAGACACAGAGUAAAUUUAUACCAACACAGUGGGCACUAUUUGAGAUGAACAAAGAUGGAAAGACACAGUUUGACCUGAUUCGGAGUCAAUUCUAUGCAGGCCCUGGAAAGCCUUUACGAAUCAAAAGCAAGACUGCAACAAAAACUAAUAAGCGGCAGCGCACUGAAGCGAAUGACAUGGAAAUGGAAAGACCCAAGAAACGUCUGAAGGGUUCACAUGUUGCAUUUCCCCAAAAGCGUGGCGAUCUUUUUACGAGUCCUCUGAGUUUACGAAGAGACUCGUUUAUUACCCAGGAUCUCAGGACUUUUUUCAGUGCGGUGGUAGCUAAUGUAUUGUUCUACUGGGCGGUCAGACUCUAA